Messenger RNA from Microthlaspi erraticum, 1548 nucleotides. Lineage: Eukaryota; Viridiplantae; Streptophyta; Magnoliopsida; Brassicales; Brassicaceae. The record is from the annotation of a GenBank genome assembly.
AUGGAAAAAACUGUGAUUCCAAAACUAGAUCUUCCUCUGUUACACUUCCCGAACUCCCGGAAACUCGCUUCUAUUCCGUCUCCGAUUCUUCCAUCUCCAAGCUUCAAUCGCUGUAGGCGUCACAAGAAACGGCCUUGUCUUGCAUCGUCUUCGCGUCAAGGGCUCGAAACAGAGAGCCAUGGUGUGAUAACGGACAAUACCGUUGGAAGAAGAUUGCUCGGUUUAGCCGCCGCCGUUUCCGUAGCGGUUUCGUCGUCGACCUGCUGUGAUUCUCCGGCACUCGCUGAGUCUCUGACUAUCGCUUUCCCCGUUUCACGCGCUCGUGAGGUGACUAGAGUACAGAGAACUCUUGUGGAAGCUUGGGGUUUGAUUAGAGAAACUUUCGUCGAUCCAACAUUUAAUCACCAAGAUUGGGAUUCAAGGUUGCAGCAAACGAUGGUGGAGAUGUUUCCGUUAAGAUCAGAAGAUGAUGCUUAUGGAAAGAUCAAAGCGAUGCUCUCUACGCUCGGUGAUCCUUUUACUCGAAUCAUUAGCCCAAAGGAGUACCAAAGUUUCAGAAUUGGUAGCGACGGAAAUCUUCAAGGCGUUGGCCUUUUCAUCAACUCAGAGCCAAGAACAGGUCAUCUUGUUGUUAUGUCUUGCAUAGAAGGUAGCCCGGCGGAUCGUGCUGGUAUUCAUGAAGGCGAGGAACUAGUCGAGAUUAAUGGUGAAAAAGUGGAUGAUAUCGAUAGCGAAGCAGCAGCCCAAAAGCUGAGAGGCAGAGUUGGAACAUUUGUGACAGUUAAACUUAAGAGUGUUAAUGGAUCAGGGAAGGAUUCCGGUUACCGAGAGGUCAAGUUACCUAGAGAUUACAUUAAGCUAUCUCCGAUAUCAAGUGCUAUUAUCCCGCAUACGACAUCCGAUGGCCGUCUAGCAAAAACUGGUUAUGUCAAACUCACAGCAUUUUCUCAGACUGCAGCGUCAGAUUUGGAAAAUGCGGUACACGAGAUGGAGAAUCAGGAUGUUCAGUCAUACAUCCUAGACCUAAGGAACAAUCCGGGAGGUCUAGUUAAAGCUGGACUCGACGUUGCACAGUUAUGGCUUGAUGGAGAUGAGACCCUUGUGUAUACAAUCGACCGUGAAGGUGUCACAUCGCCUAUCAACAUGAUUGCUGGACAUGCCGUGACUCACGAUCCACUUGUCGUGCUUGUGAAUGAAGGAAGUGCGAGUGCAAGUGAGAUUCUGGCAGGUGCUUUACACGAUAACGGUCGAGCUAUUCUUGUCGGUCGCCGCACGUUUGGGAAAGGGAAAAUCCAGAGCGUAACAGAGCUAGACGACGGCUCGGCUUUGUUUGUGACGGUAGCUAAGUAUUUGUCGCCGUCUCUGCACCAAAUUGAUCAAGUAGGGAUCGCACCUGAUGUACAGUGUACCACGGAUAGGAUCGAUUCUCUGACCGGUGAGAUACUUAUGAAGAUGAACAGUUCGGUUCCUUUGCUUGAAGCAGAUUCUUGUGUUAUGGUCGCUGAGCACGAACUUGAGACUCGACGAUCCAAUGAAAUAGCUUCUUGA